Molecule: messenger RNA, 2230 nt
Organism: Musa acuminata AAA Group (dessert banana)
Lineage: Eukaryota; Viridiplantae; Streptophyta; Magnoliopsida; Zingiberales; Musaceae
Product: putative UPF0481 protein At3g02645
Exons: 3
Coding region: 244-1950 (568 amino acids)
Source: RefSeq, a predicted model, not a curated record
CAGGAAAAGCUGAAUGAGGCUGGACCAGAUUGCCUAUAGAAUUUGCUCUGAAAUGGACAACUACAUGGCGUCGAAGACUUUUUCCUUCCAUGAGGAGCCAAUUAAUUGAUCGGUGACGAUUACAGGCCAACCUUUGUGAAAGAUGUAUGAUGAUAGUACCAGCAAGGAGUUGCUUGAUGAUGCUUCUGAGACCGAGCAGCAGAAAGCCAGAGAGCCGGUAGCGAUCUGCAGCAAGAUCAGAGCAUGAGCAUGGCCUCUACCCAGUCCACGGCCUCCACGGACACGCAUCACAACCCGCACUUCGACGAACUCCGGUGGGUGAUCCAGAUACGCCACACGCUGGAGGAGGAGCACGACGACGACAUGGGCAUCCCCGUGUCGGUGUUCAACGUCCCCAAAUGCUUGCAGGUGACCAAGCCCGAGGCGUACGUCCCCCAGCUGAUAGCCGUGGGGCCGUACCACCACUGGCGCCCCGAGCUGUACGAGAUGGAGCGCUACAAGCUCGCCGCCGCGAGGAGGACGCAGAAGCAAUUCCACACCAUCAAGUUGCAGCACCUCAUCGAGCAAUUCACCAAGCUCGAGCACAAGAUCCGUGCCCAUUACCACAGGUACCUUGAUUUCAAUGGAGAUACGUUGGCGUGGAUGAUGGCGGUGGAUGCGUCGUUCUUGCUUGAAUUCCUGCAAGUUUAUGCUGUCCAAGAAGAAGGAGAAGGAGAAGGUAAGGUGCUCAGAAGGUUGUCUUCUCGGAUGUCCCAUUUGGUGGAUUACACGGGGAGGAAGUCGGCGCACAACGUGAUAUUGAGAGACAUAAUGAUGCUGGAGAACCAAAUCCCGCUCUUCCUGCUGCGCAAGAUCCUGGAGCUGCAAUGCUCCUCGAUCGAAGUCGCUGACGGCACGCUGACCAAGAUGCUCACCGGCUUGCUCAAGGAGCUCUCCCCUUUCAAGCUGAUGGACAACUUCCCCUGCAUCGACGUCGCGCAGCACGCCCACUUGUUGGAGCUACUCUACUAUGUCCUCGUCCCUAAAUCCGACGACGACGGCGACGACAACGAGAUCGAGGAGCAGAACGACGAGGCAGCGCCGAAGGAGCAGAAGUACGGGAACUCCGGCUACGUCAGGCAGCUUCUCGAUGCGGUCUGGAAGAUUGGAUCGAGCCUCAACGGAGCUCCAAUCCGCUUCAUCAAGGGCGUCAUCGUGUCGAGGCCCGUCAAGCUCGUGGUGCAGGUUCCCUGGAAGAUCCUCACCAGCCUCCCGGGCUUCUCGAUCGUGAAGCAGCCGGUCGAGAACUUCUUCUCCUUCCAGGGAGAAGAAAGCUCCCGGGCCCAAGAUCCAAGUUCCACCAACAGCAUCCACAAACCACCACUGGUGGAAGAGAUCAUGAUUCCUUCGGUGACCGAGCUGAUCGACGCCGGCGUAAAGUUCUUGCCGACUCAUGGCGACCUGACAACGGUCGCGUUCGAUGUGAAGACAGUGACGUUCUACCUCCCCACCGUCAGCUUGGACGUGAACACCGAAGUCAUUCUGAGAAACCUGGUGGCGUACGAAGCUUCUGCUGCAACGGGGCCGCUGGUGUUCACCAGGUACACCGAGCUGAUGAACGGCAUCAUCGACACCGACGAAGACGUGAAGCUGCUGAGGGAAAGAGGGGUGGUGCUGAACCGGAUGAAGAGCGAUGGACAAGUGGCGAAGCUUUGGAACGGGAUGAGCAGAUCGGUGAGGCUGACGAGGGUGGCGUUCUUGGACAAGGUUAUUGAGGACGUGAACAAGUACCACAACAGCAGGUGGAGGGUGAAGUUGUGGAGGUUCAUGAAGAAGUAUGUGUUCAGUUCGUGGCAGGUUCUGACCUUUGUGGGUGCCAUUCUGCUGCUGAUUCUUACAGGUCUGCAAGCAUUUUGCUCGGUGUAUACUUGUUCUCGCUGGUUUGGCGACGUGAAUGUGCAGAAACAAUAAGUACUCAUCCAGUUCAGGUAUCACCAAAGACGAAGUUUGAUGAUGAAAAGAUCGUGGAUCGUAUUAGGAUUGCGUGUACUAAUCAUGUGUACCUCUAAAUUUAUGUGAUUUGGAUUGUUCACCAUUAGGUUUGAACUUAUGUCAUGUCGGUGGUACUGAAGGAAAGAUUUUAGAUUCUCGGAGGAGAAGAAUGAUUUCUGUUGAUGUACUCGAUGCGAUGUUGUGGCCUUGUGUCUAACAAAGUUUAAUAUAUUUGUAUGAUAAUGUGGUUUGGAGAUCA